AUGAGCAUUGGACAAAAUUACUUCUCUGCCGAUCAAGGGAUCGAGCACGGGCAAAUCACGCUCAAUGUCCACGAAGCAAGCGGCCAGAAAAUUUCCGGUGGCAUGACGGCACUCCUCGACCUACCUCUUGACGAGGGCAGAGAACUGCUUGUACGUAUGCAUCCAAGUCAUCUGCUCGAGUCAGCUAUUAUCCAGCGCGAACAAGUCAGACUCGGCUACCUCUUUCAGGACUCGAAGAAUACAGCCAAUGCAGCAAGUCCCGAGAAUCAGCCCGAGCGAUUCGCAGACCUUUGCGUCCGUUGCAGUAUAGAUAGGUUGAGACUUCCUGCAUCUCCCACUGAUGAGGCCCAGAUGGCCUUAUAG
Molecule: messenger RNA, 363 nt
Organism: Fonsecaea monophora
Lineage: Eukaryota; Fungi; Ascomycota; Eurotiomycetes; Chaetothyriales; Herpotrichiellaceae
Exons: 1
Coding region: 1-363 (120 amino acids)
Source: RefSeq, a predicted model, not a curated record